AUGCGCAUGGAAUGCGCGGACAAUUGGGAGUGCGCGUGGGAUUUACCUCGCGCCCAAGACGAUUCGACGACGCAUGCGGCCUACGCGCGGGACAGUGGCGCCAGGAAGAUAGAGCGGGGCGAGAUGCAGACAAUGCAUGGCACAGUGGGCCCCGUCAACGAGCAGGAGCACGACCUCUCGCUCAACGCGUUCAUGGGCGACAUCACCAUGAUCCACGCGGUGGUCUCGUCGGGCCCGAUCCCUCCUGUCACCGGAGUCAGCGAGGCAAUCUUGGAACGCCGGACGGGGCCUGGCGAAAGCGAGGAUCUCCCGGUUAUCUCGGAUCGCCAAGGUGUUCAGGAGAUGGGGGGCACCGCGCUGCUCGACAGCCCCGGGGAUGCGCAAGCUACCGUGGCGCAGACAGUGGCCAGGAACUUACAGGCGUCGGCGGGCGCCAGCGAGGAUGCAUGGAGCCGGAGAGGGGUGCGCAAGCAUUUCCUUCUGAUCCCCAGCCAGGUGAUCACGAACCAGAGUUCGUUGGCCCUUCUCUCGGCGGCGGAGAUCAGGGAUAUGAGCCCCAUGACAUCGGAUUUCUUCCUCGUGCCAGUCAGCAAUUUAGCGCUUCGGAAGUCGCCGGCAGCGGGGCAGAGCUACGGGGGCCAGGUCAGGGAGAAGGGCAAGGGGCGCAAGUUGGGGCCGCCGGGAAAACGCGCGGAAAUAGCGCUCAUGGAAGGGUUAGACAGAGCCAUGGGCGCACUGAACGAUUUCUUGAAGUUGAAGGGGGGCGACAGCGAACGCAGCCAGGCAAUGGUCGCAGAGGCGACCGGUAAGUGCGAGGUCAGCGAGAGCUACAAAGCGCGCAACAGAAAGAACAAUAACCCGAACCUGGACGAGGAGUUCUGGGGGGAGGAUUCGGACAUGAUCCAGAUCGGCAUCAACGGGCCCCCUAACUUCAGAGCGGCGCCCCCGAACAGCGCGAGGGAAGAAGCCUUGGCGAAGCAGGGCCAGUUCGCAGGCCACGACGCGAGGAUGGCGAUGGGGAUGCUGAUCGUCUACGUGGGAGGCAAGAAGUCCCAGUCGGCGGCGCCCAGGUCGGUGCUGCAGAUAGUCAAACGGCGGAGGAUCCAUUAUGCGGAGGACCUGUACGACCUGGCGAAGGACUGCCCGCGUUGCGACGGACCGCCCGAGGGGGGGCUGGGGGGCCCCGGCGCGGCCGCCGAGUCGACCGCCGCGGUGGAGGCGCUCUGCUCGGCGCUGACGAGCGGGACUGCCAACUUCCUGGUGGCCCCCAGGAGCGUCCCAGGGGCAGGCCCUGUGCGGCUGCUCGCCGGGGACUUCUCCGGAGGCCGCCGCGACGUGAAGCACGACAUCCUGGUCUAUGUCGGCGACGAGGCCACUGGCCGUCUGGACAUGCUGCUCGCCCGGCUGCUCGACGGGGACCCCACCGGCCGAGCCAGGGUCUUCGUGAGGUUGGCGAAAAGCUGGGCUAGGCACCGGGGCCUGGCGGGGCCUCUGCCCGGCGGCUCGUUCGUCUGGGCCCUGCUGGCGGCGCUGCCUCGGGCGGUCGCCGCGACCAUCGCGUACCUCCACCGCUGCCCUGCUGCGCCGGAGUGCCCGAGCUGCUCCUUGACCUGUCCUGCCCGUCCUUCUUUCACGUGCCCUCCGCCAGCCGCAGUCAGCUGCCCAGCGUGCCCCACGCUGGUCUGCCCCGCGGUGGCGGUCGAGGCGCCGCGCGCCGCUCCUGAGGGGCGUGCGGAGGCGCCGCGCUCUUGGCCUGCCUGCGCUGCUUGCGAGCAGCCGGCGGAGCCUGAGCGGGCGGCUCAGUCUCUCGGGGACGUGCGGUACGGUGACGACGUGCCAGGGCACGUGGCGACGGCAGCUGCGGUGCGCGGGCGCGACCUCCACAUCCUCGCCGACGGGAGUGCCCUGUUCGUUGAGGAGGUGCCGGCGGCCGAGUUGGAGGACUUCAUGGGGCGCGCGGUGGCAGCAGACGCUCGCGUGGUGCCCGUGAUGCGUACGGGCGCCCGCCGCGAGGUGACGUGGGCGGUCAUGGCUGUGCGCGUUCGUGAGGUGGACUUCGGGCGCGAUUGGCGGGUGACAGGCCCGCGGACGACGUUCUGGUGCAUCAAGUUCAUCAACAAUGAGGGGAUGGGCAUCGACGGGCAUCACGAUCGCUUGCGGGCGGUGGCGAAGCUCAAGCCGACCCAGUGGUGCGUGCAGGAGCACUUCCAGGGCACGCAGUACAUCCGCCCUUUGUCGCUCUCUGACCAGUGCGACGGCACGAACUUACAGGCUUGCGAGGCCAUCCUCUGUCGCAUGCAGACGAUCGAGUAUUCGUGCCUGGAGAAGUGCGACCGGGGGGCGCCUUCGCAUGGUCAAUUCGAACGUCUCUUCUUGGUCGUGAUGAGCCCGCACGUCUGGUUGCUCGCAAUCCUCUUCCUCUGCCAGUACCGCCAGUCUCAUCUGUAUGUGCUGACCGUGGUGGAUUUUUGUCGCGAGGAUGCCGCCAGCGGGUUCAGCAGCGUCACGCCCGCGAUCUCGACGUUCGGCGUCGACACCUCGGAAGCUCUGCGGAGGCUUCGAGCGCAUGGCUUCUACGGCUCCGACGAGGACGUGAAGCUGGGGAACUACAAUCCCGAUCUGCUCUCGCUGCCGUCCGCGGGGAGCCAUGCGGUUCCGCUCGCGGACUUGCGGGGCGCAGGCGGGCGCAGGCGCGUCGCGGAGUUCGUCCGCGAUAGUGUGCUACCUGCGGGGCCGGCGCUGGAGAGGAGGAAGAUGCGCGGCGUGAGGGCGCCCUAUUCCGACCCAGCUCUUCGCCAACCGCGUGUGUGGAGCGAUUUUGUUUCGCGGCUUCAUCACAGCGGCCUGCUAGAUUUUGCCUGCGACCGCGGCAGAGAGUCCGUGGAGUUCUUCUGUGUUCCGAAAAAGGAUCAGCGAUUGAGACUCGUUUGCGAUUGUCGUCACAGCAACGUUUGGUUUCGUGAGCCUGAUAAUGUGACCCUUUGUACUGGUGAGACCCUUGGGAACCUCGAAGUCGGUGAAGACGAGACGCUUUAUAUUUCGGAAGCUGACCUGUCCAAUGCUUUUUACCAUUUGCAGCUGCCUGUCGAGUUGCGGGAUCUGUUCACCCUUAGGCGCGUCCGUGCUCGGGAUAUCGGCUUGACUGAGAUCGACGGGAUGCCAGUGCGCGACGGGUAUGUCGACAACUUCGUGGCUAUUUCGACUGUCGCCUCCAAGGUGCAUCGCCUCGCGUCCGCCGUCGUGGAGGGUUUCAGGGAGGCGGGGUUGGUCGUGACCGCCGAUGUCGACUCGCCCGGAGAGGAUCUCGCUCGGGACCGCACCGUCUUGGGAUGGGAUAUCAGUUGUCGUGCCGCUGUCCUGAGGCUUGUGGGGCACAUGGGGUUUAUCAGCCUGGUCCGACGGGAAAGCCUCUCGGUCUUCGACGCGCUGUUCGCGUUCAUCCGCCGCUUCUACUCCGAGGAGGCCCCGCUGUGGCCCAGUGUCAUCAACGAGCUCACGAUCUGGGAGGGGAUCGCGCCGCUGCUGUGGCGCAACCUGAAGGCUGCCGCCGCUGCCGCCGUGUCCGACGACCCCGAGGUGCAGCGGCUGUCUGGAGUGCACGACAACGGGUCCGGAGGUCUCUGGGAUGUUGACGGGGGGCCGCCGCCUGCUGGCAGUGCCGCCGCCGUCCUGGGAUCAGGGCUCGGCGAUUCUCGUAGCACCGUGUUUCGUGAGGUACCCCUGAAGCUCUUAAGACGUGACUUGAAGAUCGUGGGGGGGCACAAGUGGAACGUUGAGGGGCCGAUGCCUAUCCUCGAGGGCCGGGCUAUCCUAUAUGCGCUCCGACACGCCCUGAGGAAUGUUCAGAACUUCGGGCGGCGGAUCGCGGCCCUGGGGGACGCCCUCGUCGCUGCCUGCGCUGUCUCGAAGGGGCGGUCUGAUUCGAGGGCGAUGCUGAAGGUCACCCAGUCCGUUGCUGCUCUUUGUCUGGCCACUGGGCGCGUGUUGCACUGCCGGUGGCUCCCCUCAGAGUGGAGCGUGGCUGACGGGCCCUCGAGAGGGCUUGCAGUACCGUCAGUGCCGCAGCCGCUGUCUCUCUCGAAGCCUCGCGAGCUGGAGUGGCUUCGCUCGGCUGGGCAGCCCGCGCCUGCCCAGCGGCCUCGCCCCGCGGCAGGAGGCGAUGCUGCUGCGAGCGUUGCCGUCGACCGGCUCCCCGCCGACUGGGUCGGCUUCGCGGCCCUCGGGGAGGAGCAGCCAGACGCGGACGCCAGCCGCUUCGACCCCAUCUUCAUCGGCGGCGUUUCCUUCGCGGGCCGCUCCCAGCAGCGCGCCGGCGGCUGUGCCCGCGUGAAGGAGGCGGCGAGGCGGCGGGCGGCCGCGACCGCGGCCGAGGGGCUGACCGUCUGCCAGACUCACUCGGUUCGCCCCGCUACGUUGCGGCUGUGCCAAGACGACUUUGCCUCGUUCAAGCGCUGGCUGAAUCGCCAGGGCCGCCUGAUGCCCGAGGGCGAGCUGGACGCCGACCAGACCCUCUCGCAGUACUUGGACGAGAUGUACCUCGACGGCGCGCACGUGAGCUUGGGGCAGCGGAUGCUCGCCGCGGUGCUGUUCCACCAGUCGGCGCUGAGCAAGGCGGGCGGCGCGCGGAUGGCGCGGGGCCGCCGCGCGCUCAAGGGCUGGCAGCGGCUGGCGCCUGCAGGCUCCAGGCUCGGGGUGCCGUACGAGGUGAUGCGCAUGAUCGUGAUGUGGAUGUGGGCGCACGGCCUGUGGGAGGAGGGGCUCGUGACCUGGCUGACGUUCGAGAUGUACUACCGCCCGAACGAGCCGUUCACCCUCCGCGCGCGGGACCUCGCGCCGCCGGUGGCGGGCUCGCGGGCCGGCGGCAGCUGGUCGCUGACGCUGCACGCCCGCGAGCACGGGGUGGCCUCAAAGACCCAGGAGUUCGACCAGGCGCAGCUCCUGGACCUGGACCGGCAGGCGUCUCUCGGCCCAGCGCUCGGCGCCAUGCUGGAGGCGCGCUUCGGGCCGCAGUGGCGCCAGGCGGUACUGAAGCGGCCUGCGGGGGCUGCUGCGGCCCCGCCCCUCUUCGCGAUCAGCACCACCCAGGCGGGGCAGGCGUUCGACAGGGCGGUGCAGGCGCUGGGGCUUCGGCGCGUGGGCGUGGUCUGCCGCUACCAGCUGCGCCACGGCGGCGCCAGCCACGACGCGGCGACCGCCUUGCGCGAGCCCCUGAGGGUCCCCGUGUUCGUGGAGAUCUUCUCCGGCUCAGGCAGGCUGGGGCGUGCUGCUGCGCAUGAAGGGCUGCAGGUGCUCUGGUGGGACAUCUCGUUCGGUGACGCCUAUGACCUGACGCUUCGCAAGAAUCAGAACCUGCUGUUAGGAGAGGUGCUCGCGCUGCAGCGCCUGGGCGCGCUGGCGUCCUUCGGUGAGCUCUGCGGCGACGUGGUCACGACAGGCCCGCCGGCGGCGGGGGUGUCCGCCGCGGCGCUGGCGCUUCCAGAGGACCCGCUGUCGAUGCUGAGCCUCUUCGCGCGGCUGACCCUGGACCUGCAGGCCUUUGGGCAGCCCAGCGCCGACCUGUGGGCUGGCGGCCUGGCCGCCGCCCCGCGGGGCCCGCCCCCCGCCGCGGGUCCGUCCCUGCAGAGCGGGCUGUGCCGGGCCGAGUUGCUCCGGCUCCGCAGCACGGUGGAGAGCCGCGCCGGCACGCUGCCGCGCGCGCGGCUGUCCCUGCAGACGCCCCCGCCGAGGGCGCCGAGCGCGGGGGCGGAGUCGGGGUCAAGCGGGGAGAAGCCUCUGCCGGCGGCCGGCGCGCCAAGAGGCCGGCGUGGCCCCGAGGACGCAGGGUGGUGGCACGCGGGCGGGGCCGCGGGGGGGGCCCAGGGGCCGCUGCCGUCCGCCAUGUCCAUUGACGCGGCGCCGUUCGUCCCGCAGGCGUGCCGGAUGCCAGGUGCCGCUUCUCUCGGAAUGGCGCCGCUCGCUGCGCCGUGGCCGGGCCUCGGCCCUGCAGGUGCAGCGGAGCGGCCUCUCGGUCCGGCUGCCGCGGCGCAGCCCGGCGACCGGUCGGCGCGCAGGGCGGUAAGGUGGACGGUCUCGUCAGGCUGGGUUGCGGCCAGGCUGGUCGGCGACACCGUCGUGGAGACCGCGCAGCUGAGCCUGGAGGCGUCCGAGGGGCGCAGCGUGGAGGAGUGGGAGAAGCGGCUGAAUCGCAGGGAGCACCUGCAUGAGUGGGGCUGGGCCAUGGCCCCGGGCGGCGCCGCCACGCUCGCGGUGAGCGCCGCGGUGGGGGCGCCGGCUGCCUGGGCCGGGCUGCGCUGGGCAACGAGCUGGCUGGCGGCGCUGGUGGCCGCCUCGACCAGCUGCCCGUCCUGCGUGUGCCACGCGCCGCAGUGGCCCCCGCCCACGCCGCCGGCGCCGCCUCCACCGCCAGCGCCAAGCGCCGGCGCGGUGGCCGCGGCCGUGGCGCAGAAGCUUGGGCCCUUGCUGGCGGCGAACUCCUCGCCGGCGCCGGCCUCCUGCCCCUCGGCCGACGAGGUGGCCGCGGCGCUGCUGGAGCGGCUGCCGCCCCUGAGGCCUGAGGAGGCCCGUGCGGCGCCGUCCGCGCCCGAGGAUGGCCCAGCCGUGGGCGAGGGCUGUCCCUUCGCCUUCAUCUUGGCGUGGGGGGUCGCCUGCGGGGAGGCGGUGGUCUCGAUGUGCUGCUGCGUGGCGGCCCGACGAGUGCUGCUCUACCCCGCGGGGGGCACGUACUGGUGGGUGCUGACGCCGGACGGCGACCGGUGCGCCGAGGACGUGUCGGGUUCGGUCGGCGACGGCUGCAACAGGGCCUUCACCGUCGCGCUGGAUGGCACGGCGCCCGCCUUGGCCCAUGGCGCGUCCUACCGGCUCGCGCAGCCGCUGACCUGGGAGGAGCUGCGCGCCGCCGUGCUCAGGUCGAGGACUGAUCAGCAGGUGCACGUUGGCGACGAGCCGCUGGUUGAUCCCGCGGAGGUGGUGCUGGAGUCUGGCGGUGUCAGGCUGGACGACGACCACGCAAUGGUGAGGGAAGCCGGCGUUUGGCAGCUCGCGGAGGCGAUCCCCGUCGGCGCGGCGGACACCUUCAGAGACAGGCCCCCGAGGGAGCUGCUCGGGCUGGUCGAGAGGGACCUGCCCGCCGACGCCCGUGCGGGGGGGCCGCCCCUGCCGCCGCCGGCCUUGCCACCUGGCGGCGAGGCCGACCCCGCGCGCGGAGCUGCCGAGGCCGCCGGCCCCAGCGCUGGCGAUCAGGACCUGAGAGACAGGCUGGGGGUGCCCCCCCUGGGGGGGGCGCGCGAGGCGGACUCGGUCGAUGACGUGAGGACGCUGCGGGUUCAGCACGACGAGCAGGGAGACCGCCACAGGCCGCGGGGCGUGGUCGCCCGCGAGAUCAAGAAGUACACGUUCGAGGACUGGCCGUUUGAGGACGGCCUCAGCACGGUGGAGCACAUGGCGAAGCGCUGGGAGCAGAACGGCGGCUCCCCUCUGCUCCGGUUGGACCUGCGGGCGCGGGGCCGCCAGCUGAGCCAGACGGGCCGCAGCUACAUCGAGAUGAAGUGCCUGCUCACAUCGAUCUUCCACGCGGGAAGCUACGACCAGCCCCCGAAGUGGGGCGGGCUGCGGCACUACGUGGGCGUGGCAGGCCCGAUGGACGCGAUUGACCCAGCCUUGAGGACCGCAGUCUUCCGCCGCAACAAGGAGGAGAUGGAGCCGGAGAGCUUGAAUAGCCGGGCUGCCGGGCUCCCUCUGCCCAGCCCCCUGGCGCCAGAGGCCGGCGAGGGGCUGCCGAGCGGGCUGAGCGACCACGAGAGGGAUUGGCCGCAGCUCCAGGGCCGCGGGGCUGCUCGGCUCGCCAGGCGAGCCUGCCAGGACUUCGAGGUCGUCGACGCCUUGAAUUGGUUGAUGAAGCGCACAGGCGACAGGUCGAAUAUUGACCAGAUGAAGGUGCACGCGCGGAUCCUGGAAUGCGUGGCUGAGUGCAUGCCGCCGAUGGAGACCGCGAUCCCUUCCCCGCGAGCGGCCUUUUCUGAGCUGCUGCACGGCCGCAGUGUCUACGACGAGUCGGCCGGACGGAACGUCGGACGUCUUCGCAACGCGGGGCAGAUAUCUUUACCUGAGACCGCGGUGGGGGGCGUCGAGUGCGGUGGCCAGCCGGACCUCGGUUUCACGCUGGGCACCUCCGACAUCAGCGACGAGAUCGGGGUGACCGGCAGGGCCAUCGGGGGCAGCGCCGCGCCUCCCGACCGCCGCCUGGUGCCAGCCUGCGCCGCCCUGCCGAUGGGGUCCACCUGGUCGCUCUAUUUCUGCCGGGAGGUGGGCGAGGCCGUCAUGGGCGCCACGCCCGGACUGGAGCGGGCCCACCGCAUGAGCGACCAGGGCCCUACGACAGCGCUUCGGCCGUCGGCCCAGCUGGCCGAGGGGGGAGGCGCUCAGCAUACGUGCGUCGACAACCUCGGGGUGAUGGGCUUCGACGGCGCAGAGGUGUCCUCGAGCUUCGCCGCCGCCACCACGAGGUUCGACGCCGCGGGCCUGAGGACGCACGGGACGGACAUUCAGAGGGGCCGCGGCGUGACGCUGGGCUGCGUGCUGGACGGGGUCUCGCUGACCACCAGGCUCACGGCCAAACGCUACUGGCGGGUGCGACAAGGUGUCUCGUGGGCCCUGAGCUGCAGAGCCCUGCCAGGCUGGACAUGGGAGAUCGUCCUCGGCCACUGCACUUACUGCGCCACGUGCAACCGCGACCUCCUCCCGGUCUUCAACGCGAUGUACAAGUUCAUAGCGGCCCACUACCAGGAGGCUGCGCCGCUCUGGCCCACGGCGCGGGCCGAGAUGGUUGCCUUCCGGGGCCUGAUGCCCUUGCUGCGCGGCGACUGGACGCUCCCGCGGUGCCCGCUGGUCUGCCUCUCCGACGCGUCGGAGCACGGCUGCGCGGUGAGCGCCUCGCUGUUCGAGCCGGCCGCUGUGAAGGAGAUCGGGCGGGUGCAGGAGCGAUCCCGUUUCCGCCGCCUGGGCGGCCAUUCGGCUCGGGCCCGUUUCUUCGCCAGCAACGGCAUCGUGAUGACCAGUGCAGGGACGUUCAAAGAUGCUGCCGAUCUUGGUGAGCAUGACGAGGUUGCGCCCCAGACUCAGUGGGGGCUUGACAGAACUUUCAAAGAGAUGGCAGCGGAGAUCUUCUCAGGGCCCCGCUGGACAGAUCUAGUCGCCCGUGGGUGGCUUAAUACUUCGGAAGACAUUCUGGUCUACGAAUCACGUGCCCUCCUGCGAGCUGUAGAAAUAUUGUGCAGCCUGUCACCGCGAGAGGGCGAGCGUGCCGUCGUCAUGAGCGACAACCUGCCCGCAGUGCUGUGCUUUGAGAGGAGGAGAGCAAAAAACUUUCUUGUCCUCGCAUGCAUUCGUCGGGCUGUCGCCCUGUGCCUCUCCCUCAACAAGCGCCUGCACGUGAUAUGGGUCCCGGGCGAGCUCAACCCGAGCGACGAAGGCUUUAGGCUGUACGACCCAGGCUACGACCCCGGUAAGACCCUGGUGCACUCUUGGGAAGCUUCUGAGGACUACGGCAAAGUACCAGUGAAUCGUAGGCUACCCCAGCAUGUACAUGAGCAAGAUAAUGCACGCACCAAGACGACGCACUACUGCAAGCACGUGGAUACGGAGAACUGCAAGCACGACAAGUUUGGCAAACAUGAGAGCACGAGCAAGCACACAGUCAUGGGCCUCACCAGUACCUCAGCCACUACGAGCACGAGCCCCAGAACAGCCCCGCAGGCCCUCGACGAGCCCACCGAGACCCCCGGCACUCUAGACCCUCAGGACCUCCACGAGCCCCAGAGGAGCCAGCCUGCCGCCGUCGCCACCUCGGCUCCCGAGUGCGCCCCUGCGGGGGAGCUCCGGCGACCCGCCGCGGCGGUGGGCGAUCAGGGGCGCGACGACCAGCGUGCCCAUGGCGUCUGGCCCGCCGACAAGUCAGGGGCACUGUCGCCGCCUGGCAACGCCGCUGCCGGCAGGCCGGAGGGCCUGCCGAGCGGGCCACAGGCGCCAGCCAGCCAGGCGCGGGCGCUGGGAGCGCCCCGGGACGGCGUGCGGCAGCGGCUCACCCUGGCCCCGCCCGCCUCAGGGGCCGCGGCGCCCGACCUAGAGGCGAACUGCAGCCCGACGGGCGACGGCGAGGGCAGCGACGCCACGACCGUGGCCAACGAGGCAGAGGCAGCUCGCACCCGUCAGCUCCGCCAGACGGCCCGGCACCACGCUCGGGCAGUCGCCCAGGCCAAGGCGCCGCCCACCCUGGCGGGGUUCACGCUGCUGGAGCGCUCAGCGGUGAGGCUGGGCACAGAGGCGCGGUACCAGGUAGAGCUCAAGGCCUUCAUCGACGCCGCCAAGGAGCGCCAGCUCGUCGUGGACAGCGAGGUGGACGAUGUGCUCGUGCACUACAUGAACGGGCUAUACGAGUCGGGCCAUCACUCGAACAAGGGCGACGUGUUGCUGUCGGCCUUGCUGCACUUCCAGCCCCAGCAUGGCAAGCUGGGGAGAUCGCGCUUCCUCCGGGCCUGGCGAUGCCUGAAGGGGUGGCGCCGGAGAUGCGGGCGGCGCUCAAGGAACCCAGUCGUCCGCAUGGUGUGGUCAGCUGUCGUCUGGGGCCUCUGCUGCCGAGGGUGCUGGCUCAUGGGGGUGCACAUCCUGUGGAUGAUCGUGACGCACCGCCGCCCAGGCGAGCCGCUCGCAAUCCAGCGCCAGGAUCUCAUCCAGCCAGCAGAGGGAAGCUCGAACGUUUGGGGGAUGCUGCUGUUCCCGCAGUCGAGGGCGGCCACCCUCAAGAUGCUGGACCUACAGAACCGCCACGGCUAUCACAUGGAGCUGAAAAAGCGAAGCGGGCGGCAAUGCAAGAGCUCGCUCAAGAGAUACCAGAACGCCGCCAGGCUAAGCCUCUCUGCCCCCCGCCUGCUGCCUUGGCAGGUGGCUGCCCCUCGAAAGGCGGACCAGUAA
This is a messenger RNA of Prorocentrum cordatum, 10965 nucleotides long. Lineage: Eukaryota; Dinophyceae; Prorocentrales; Prorocentraceae. The record is from the annotation of a GenBank genome assembly.